AAAGAAAAGACAGUAAGAGUCGUAGGAAAUAAAAGUCGAUCGGAAAAGUGGAAACACGCAGCUUUUUAAACAUUCAACUUGCAAAACCUGGGUGAAGGGUACCGAGUUCUAAAUGAGCGUUAUGGACUCAAUCGAGAAGCGGAUGGAGAAUUUCGAGAAUGAUAUGAAACGGCUGUGGGUGGUUCACGAGGACAGGGCCAAGAAAGUCGAAGAGAGGGUAUUACGCCUGGAGGACAAGGUCGAUGGGGUAGAUAUACACGCUGCAGAGCUCGUAGAGAGGGUCCAGGUGCUAGUGAAGGAGCGGGAUACCCUUCGGGAGGAUGUUAGCUACCUUCAAUCGCAGUCUAUGCGUAGCAACUUAAUUUUCACGUCUGUACCAGAGGCCGCUGGAAGCGAUAUUGAGACGCCGGAGGUGACGGAGGCGAAACUACGCCUACAUUUAGUAAGCGCUUUCAAGUUGACACAGGAAGUUGCUACCUCUCUUAGGUUCGAACGUGUGCACCGGUCUCCGGGAUCGCCGACACCUGGCAAGAUCAGAAACAUUAUAGCAAAGUUUUCUUUCUUUAAGGACAGGGAAAUGGUCAGAAAAAGGUGGAAAGAGCUUGAUGGCACGGAGUACCGGGUUUUCGAGCAAUUUCCCCCGGAAGUCGUGAUGAGGAGACGGCAAUUGGUUCCUAAGAUGAAGGAGGCGAGGAGGCUAGGGAAGCGGGCGUACCUGGCAUACGAUACGCUUUAUAUCGACGGCAACCCGGUGCGCGCGUAG
This is a messenger RNA of Dreissena polymorpha, 763 nucleotides long. RefSeq lists its product as uncharacterized. The transcript has 2 exons. The record is from RefSeq and is a predicted model, not a curated record. NCBI's taxonomy places the organism in Eukaryota, Metazoa, Mollusca, Bivalvia, Myida, Dreissenidae. The coding region runs from base 113 to 763 and encodes 216 amino acids.